Funneliformis mosseae is the source of this 197-nucleotide messenger RNA. Lineage: Eukaryota; Fungi; Glomeromycota; Glomeromycetes; Glomerales; Glomeraceae. The record is from the annotation of a GenBank genome assembly.
CACAUCUCGCUACUGUUUUACUUAAUCUGAUAGAAAAUAAACUGGCAAUACCAAAGCGAGAUAUUCAUAAUCCUGCAUUGGUUGAUGCUUCAUUAAUCAAAACCGGUGUUGAUAACUAUUUGAUAUCACCAUAUUCAUUCUCUCAUAACCAGCGUUGGGGAUUCCGUUCUGUGGAUGACAAAACAAAACUCGAAUAA